Molecule: messenger RNA, 2301 nt
Organism: Didymodactylos carnosus
Lineage: Eukaryota; Metazoa; Rotifera; Eurotatoria; Philodinida; Philodinidae
Source: the annotation of a GenBank genome assembly
AUGAAUGAAGUCAAAGACGAUGAUAAUUUACAUAUUUCAAUAUCUACAUCAGGCACCUAUAAUAUAUCAAUCGGUACUCAACAAUGGUUACAAUCUAGUCGUACAGCAUUUUAUGCAAAUAAUUAUUGGUAUUCAACAGAUACUAAUACAUUGACAUUAUUGAACACUUAUACUACCAGUGGAGGAGAUAAAUUUGGAGGAAAUUGGCAGGAUAUAACCUACACAUGGAAACUGACAUCCGAAAAUAUAACAACGCGAAUAAGAACAUAUCUCAAUCAACCAUUUAUUUUAUUUUAUCAAAAUUUUACAGAAGAAUUAUCUAGUGGAAGUUUAGAUAUGGAUUUAGUUCGAACAGUAUUUCCAUCAUUUCUCAUACAAUCAAACGACAUUAAAAGAGAUUAUAUAUCAUACGGAGGUAUGAUGUUUGGUGAUUUAGAAAAGCAUGCUGGUAAAUGGGAUUCAUCGACAACAUUUUUGAAAGAAGGAAUUAGUGGUGGACCAUUAAUUAUAUUUGAUCAACAAAAUCAUGUUCUAAUAUUAUCAUCAUUUAGUGAAUUUAUGUCAACAUCAAUGAGUCAUCGUGGAUUUAGAGGUGGUUCUAUUGAAUUUGGUAUUAUGGGUUCUAUUGAUCCAAUACCAUCCAAUUAUUCAAAUUCAUUUAUUGUCUAUUACGGAAAUAAAGGUAUUAAUGAUGCUGUUUAUAAUUGGGGUUUAACACUAAGAAAAUAUUAUAACAAAACAGAAAAUAAUUUAUUAAAUGAUUUAACAAUCAAUUAUUUAGGCUAUUAUACCGAUAAUGGUGCGUAUUAUUAUUAUCAUACAGAAUUAAAUUUAAAUUAUCAACAAACAAUAUUAGCAUUAUCAAAACAUAUUCAAGAACUCAAUUUACCAGUAAAAUAUUUUCAAUAUGAUUCAUGGUUCUAUUAUAGAGGUAUUGGAAAUGGUGUUACCCAAUGGACAUCUCGUCCAGAUAUAUUUCCUGAUGGCAUUGAUAAAUUACAUGAUGCAAUUCACUUACCCAUUGGGGCUCAUAAUCGAUAUUGGGCAUCAAAUACAACGUAUGCAAAAGAUAACGGUGGAAAAUAUUCUUUUUUAAUUGAUAAAUUAAAUGAGAAAUCUCUUCCAGUUGGUAAUGAUACAUUUUGGACUGACUUAUUUUAUGAGGCAACAACAAAAUGGGGUUUAAUUCUGUACGAGCAAGAUUGGAUGAAUCAUCAAACGAUUGAUUUUAGUUAUUUAAGAACAAAUGCACAUCUUGGUAGACAAUGGUUAAUGUCAAUGGGAAAAGCGGCUGAUGAACAAAACCUAAAUAUUCAGUAUUGUAUGGCAUUGUCAAGACACGCUUUACAAUCCGUCGAGAUACAACGUGUUACACAAGCUAGAGUAUCAGAUGAUUAUUUUGUACAUUUAGUUGAACAUGAUCCACAGUGGAAAAUCGGCACUUCAUCGAUCUUGGCUUAUGCACUUGGUGUAGUUCCGUUUAAAGAUGUCUUUUGGUCAACAUCUGAACAACCUUUAAAUCCGUAUAAAAGAGGUUCAUAUGAACCAAAUCCUGAUUUACAAAUUCUAAUAUCAACAUUAUCAACCGGUCCAGUGGCAUCGGGUGAUCGUAUCGGUUAUUUUGAUACUCAACGAAUAAUGAAGUGUUGCAAUAAAGAUGGUCUCAUAUUAAAACCAAAUCGCCCACUAACAAUGAUUGAUAAACUUUUACAAGAUUGGUCAUGGAACGAUGGAACGUCGAAUGGUGAAUUAUAUUCAACAGUCUCAACGAUUGGUCAAAAUGAUGCAUCCGAUAAAUUUUAUAUUUUAUUUGCGAGUAACAUGAAAUCAAACUACGAUAUAUAUCCGACAGACCUUGGACUAUCAGCGUCAACAGAUAUCAAUGACUAUGUAGCAUAUUCAUGGAGCAAUCCAUUUGAACUUGUCAAAUUUAGUUCGAAUAAUUCUUUAUCAAUAACAACAAAACAAUGUGGUACUAAUGAUAUUAACUCAUUUUGUCUAUGGUACAUUUCGCCUUUAUGGCAAUUUUCUCAACCAUCGAAAUCGAUCUAUGCACUAUUAGGUGAAUUUAAUAAAUGGGUUCCCGUAUCAAAACAACGAUUUCAGUCAUUAAGUAUAUCACAAUCAAACAAUCGUACUGCAAUCGAUGUUAAAGGUUCAUCAUUAGAAUAUACACAGUUUUUAAUUUAUUCACAAGCAUUAGGUGGCGUCAUUACUCUACCAUGUCAGUUAUCAUCACAUGGAUAUGGACAAAUUGUUAUUACAACACAAAGUGCAGUUUGUCUACCGACAAUAACUUAG